AUGCGUUCCCCUCUCCCAAAGGUGCAGAGGACUACCAGGAAUUUUGGAAAGUUCCCCCCCCGCGCCGAUGCGGACAGUCCGCGCCGGGAAGGGCCCGGCGCGGAGGAACCAUCAGCGAUACCUCCGAACCGGCGCUGUUGCAUUCAUUACACGUUUCCGCCACAGUCUCGCACAGAGUGGUCCAAAAUGGAUCAGUCUCAGCUGAAGAAUAUCAGAAGGUUAGGCCUUUCCAAGGUUGGUGAGGACGCUCAGGGCCAGUUAUGGAAGAUCCAAGCAGAUGGGAAGUGCGUCCUGAUGGACACAGCUGUUCUUUCUAGUAAUGAACCCCCAGCGUACGACAUUUGCAUAGUUGUAAAAGAGCAGUUUACCGGAGCCCCUGACCAUUGGUUGCUUUACGUCGGACCAGAAAAUGAAUCGGGCAGAAUUAUCCAGGUGAAAGGUGAUACGUUCCCCGGCAUGACACGCCUAGACGCGGAGACCAACAUUUUCAUUUCCGCAUCAUACCGAUACUCCCGAGUCCUAGGGAGAAUUGCUCCGGAUAAGGUGGCUGAGGUUGUGAAGAUGGCAGAUGAGACGGACCCACCAUCUGCGCCGAGAUUUGCCCCGGACCUUCCGAAUUGUCAGGAUUGGACGCGCUGGGUAGUAGAAAAACUGGAAGCGAAGGGUCUUGUGCAGGAAGGGAGUGCCCAGUUGCUAAGCAAUAAAAAGGGUGGAUUUUGGAGGUAG
Sparassis crispa is the source of this 726-nucleotide messenger RNA. RefSeq lists its product as hypothetical. Lineage: Eukaryota; Fungi; Basidiomycota; Agaricomycetes; Polyporales; Sparassidaceae. Bases 1 to 726 code for a protein of 241 amino acids. The record is from RefSeq and is a predicted model, not a curated record. The transcript is spliced from 3 exons.